Molecule: messenger RNA, 2430 nt
Organism: Drosophila ficusphila
Lineage: Eukaryota; Metazoa; Arthropoda; Insecta; Diptera; Drosophilidae
Gene: dmGlut
Product: putative inorganic phosphate cotransporter
Exons: 5
Coding region: 377-1873 (498 amino acids)
Biological process (GO): transmembrane transport; monoatomic anion transport
Molecular function (GO): transmembrane transporter activity
Source: RefSeq, a predicted model, not a curated record
UUGGCAGGCGGCGUGCGCGGAUCGGACCGGAGAAUUAGAACCCCAAACCCCAAAAGAAAUUAGCAUUCGGGAUCGGGAGAUCACUGCUUUACCGUUGUUUUUUGGCCGGGAAACAAAAAGAGACAACGAACACCGCCGAACCGAAAGUGUCGCCCAGUUUUUCUCCACCUCCGUUUUCGUUAUUGCGCGUGCGCCAAGUGCAGGGAAAAAAAAAGAAAAGAGAGAAGACCGAUAUAGAAAUCGCGAAAAAUCGAGGAAAAGCGAAGAGUUGAGUGCGCGAACUCGUACGCAUUAAGGAUCCGCCGUUGUCCUUAUACCCGUAACCGUGGCGAAGGAACUGGCCAAUUUGUUGACCCAGCAGAGCAACAGUCCCGAGAUGACUCAACAACCACAAUGGGGCAUAAACCUAUCGCGGUUUUUCGUGAUCCCCCAGCGAGUGAUCCUGGCCAUCAUGGGCUUCCUGGCCAUCCUGAAUGCCUACACGAUGCGGGUCUGCCUUUCGCAGGCAAUCACGGUUUUGGUCGUCAAGAAGAAUACCUCGGAAGAUGUAGAUGAAAGUCUCAAAAUCUGCGAAGCCGAUGACUUGGAUAGUGGAACCAAUGUUGGUGGAGACUACGAAUGGUCCGAGGAACUGCAGGGCUUGAUCCUGUCCUCCUUCUACAUUGGCUACAUUGUCACCCACAUUCCCGGCGGUCUGCUGGCCGAGAAGUUCGGUGGCAAGUGGACCCUGGGCAUUGGCAUCCUCUCCACCGCAGUGUUCACCAUGCUGACCCCCCUGGCGAUCACCAAGGGCGACUCCGACUGGCUGAUCGUGACGCGAGUGCUGAUGGGUCUGGGCGAGGGCACCACCUUCCCCGCCUUGAGUGUCCUGCUGGCCGCCUGGGUUCCAGCCAAUGAGCGUGGAAAGCUCGGUGCCUUGGUGCUGGGCGGAGGUCAAGUGGGCACCAUCAUGGGCAACCUGUUGUCUGGAGUGUUUAUCGAUGCGUACGGCUGGGAGUUUGUCUUCUACUUCUUCGGCGGUCUGGGUGUUAUUUGGUUCGUCAUCUUUGUCUUCCUGUGCUACAGCGACCCCUCUACGCAUCCGUUCAUCAAGCCCAGCGAGCGGGAGUAUCUGAUCAAGGAGAUCGGACCCAUCAGCCGCAAUGAGAACCUGCCGCCCACUCCGUGGAAGGCCAUCCUCACCAACCUGCCCAUGUUCGCCUUGGUGUCCGCCCAGAUCGGCCACGACUGGGGCUUCUACAUCAUGGUGACCGACCUGCCCAAGUACAUGUCCGACGUCCUGCAGUUCUCGAUCAAGGCCAACGGUCUGUACUCCUCGCUGCCCUACAUCAUGAUGUGGAUCGUGUCCGUGGGCAGUGGCUUCGUCGCCGAUUGGAUGAUCCGUACCGGCAUCAUGGACACCACGAAAACGAGGAAGGUGAUGACGGGUCUGGCCGCAUUCGGUCCGGCCAUCUUCAUGGUGGGCGCCUCCUACGCCGGCUGCGAUCGUGUCCUCGUCGUGGUGCUCUUCACCAUCUGCAUGGGUCUCAUGGGCGCCUACUACGCUGGAAUGAAGCUGAGUCCCCUGGACAUGAGUCCCAACUACGCCGGCACCCUGAUGGCCAUCACCAACGGAAUCGGAGCCAUUACCGGUGUGAUUACGCCGUAUCUGGUUGGAGUGAUGACACCAAACGCCUCCCUGAUGGAGUGGCGUCUGGUGUUCUGGGUGGCAUUCGGCGUGCUCUGCGUCACGGCGGUGAUUUACUGCAUUUGGGCAUCCGGGGAGGUGCAGCCGUUCAACAAUCCUCCGAUUCAGCCGCGCACCGUGGACUUUGAGGCGCAGGAGCGCAAACCGGAAGCCGGAAAGUCCAGGGGAUUGGAGCAGAGCUCCUAAGGCGGAACGCCAUCGAAAGUGCCAUAUAUAUGUUCGCUGUACUCUAGUUAAAAUGCUGUCCACGUGGAUCCACGAUUCACGGAAGACCCGCAGAGCAUUGUCACACUGUAUACCGCUGUUCAGAUUGCUAGUUUUAUAGUAUUCCCGAUCUGGCCGAUCCCUGGCAGAGGCGCCAAAACCACUAAUUUAAGCGAAUUUACUUACACUCCCCAACGUGCGCAGUGCACUUCAGUGUGUGUGUGUGUUCCUGAUUUAUCCAGGAUAACCCCCUACCCAAAGCAACCUAUCAAAACCCUAUCCCAUCACCAACAUCCUUCUUCGCCGCGCACGCAACGUACUCUCUUAAUUAUUAUUUAGUAUUUAAACGAAAUGCGAUUUCACGUUUAAGAUUUAGUGUACACAGAGCUCGUAUUGCCGUAUUGUAAAUCAAAUGAUGAAAUAAUUUGUACAUUUUAGAUUGUUGAUCAAUGUGUAAAGUGAAGCGUGUUUUUAACUGUUCUGUUAAGACAUUACUGUUUUUAUGACGUUAGUCAAAUAAAGUGUAUAAAGCAAAUUAA